Messenger RNA from Mus caroli (Ryukyu mouse), 2780 nucleotides. It is a transcript of the gene Fancc, whose product is annotated as FA complementation group C. Lineage: Eukaryota; Metazoa; Chordata; Mammalia; Rodentia; Muridae. Gene Ontology annotation, biological process: cellular response to oxidative stress; nucleotide-excision repair; interstrand cross-link repair. Gene Ontology annotation, cellular component: Fanconi anaemia nuclear complex. The record is from RefSeq and is a predicted model, not a curated record.
CUCAAGAACCACAUUCCAGGGCUCUCUCUUCUAUAAAGCCCUCUCUCGGUGCCAUGAGUUAGCUAUAACCCGCAGUCGACCACUUCCUCCAGGAGAGAUUCAGAAGAUCUUCCCAUGAUGCCGCGGGAGCGCGCUGGGCCCCAGAGUGCACUGCGCGUGCGUACGACCGCGCGCGCAGCCCCACUCCCUUGCGACCGCGGGAAAAUUCCAAACACGUCAAAACAAAAAAGUUCCGUGAGGCCGUGCCAAGUUUUCAAGCCGCAGAAGCCGGGCGGUGGCUUCUUUUCCGCCGCGGCCCAGUCUGCUGAGGCAGCUCUGGGUGAGGACCACCCGGGAAGAUCGCCGUUUCCUGCUAGGGCAGAGAAGACUCGCGAGAACGUGCGCCCGAGUCUCAACGUGGGCGAGCCGCGCUCCCGCGGCGCGCUGGAUCUGAGGCUGGACGGCUGCUGUGACGGGACAGUGCUGUUCUCAGAGAUGGCUCAGGAGUCUGCAGACCUUACUUCUGACUAUCAGUUUUGGCUGCAGAAGCUUUCUGCAUGGGAACAGGCCUCUUCUAAGGAAACCCAGGAGGACACUUGUCUUCACUUGUCCCGGUUCCAGGAGUUCCUGAGGCAGAUGUAUGAAAUCUUGAAGGAGAUGGAUUCUGAUGCAAUCCUGGAAAGGUUCCCCACAAUUGGUCAACUGUUGGCAAAAGCUUGUUGGAAUCCUCUCAUCUUAGCAUAUGAUGAAAGCCAAAAACUUGUAAUAUGGUGCUUAUGUUGUCUGGUGAACAAAGAACCUCGGACUUCUGCAGAGUCAGGACUUAACUCGUGGAUCCGGGGUUUGUUAUCUCAUGUACUUUCCGCAUUCAGAUUCGAUAUGAAAGAAGUUUGUCUUUUUACCAAAAGUCUUGGAUAUGAGUCUAUCGAUUACUAUCCUAGUUUGCUUAAAAAUAUGGUUUUGUCAUUAGUGUCUGAGCUCAGAGAGAGUCAUCUUAAUGGAUUGAACACUCAAAGUCGGAUGGCUCCUGAGCGCAUGAUGUCCCUGUCACAAGUUUGUGUCCCUCUUGUUACUCUGCCUGAUAUGGAACCCCUGGUAGAGGCUCUACUCACCUACCAUGGACAUGAGCCCCAGGAAGUCCUCGCUCCUGAGUUCUUCGAAGCUGUGAAUGAGGCCUUCUUGUCGGAAAAAAUUGUUCUACCCACGUCCUCUGUGGUCAGCCUCUGGUUUCGGCAUCUCCCCAGUCUUGAAAAAGCAACACUGCAUCUUUUUGAAAAGCUUUUCUCCAGCAAGAUAAUUUGCCUGAGAAGGAUGGAGUGCUGUAUAAGAGAGUCAUUCCUGCCUCAAGCAGCCUGCCAACCUGCCAUCUUCAGAAUUGUUGAUGAAAUGUUCAGGUUUGUGCUGCUGGAAACUGAUGGAGCCCCAGAAGUACUAGCUGCUCUUCAGGUUUUCACAUCGUGCUUGGUAGAAGCUCUGAAAAAAGAAAACAAGCAGCUGAAGUUUGCCCUCAGGACCUACUUUCCUUACGGUGCUCCAUGUCUUGCUGCAGCGCUGUCCCAGCACCCUGAAGCAAUCCCACAGGGACACCGGCUCCAGCCUCUGCUGCACAUUUCCCAACUCCUCAGAGAAGCAGUUGAAGACUGUACUCGUGGGUCUCCGAGAGAUCCCUUUGAGAGCUGGUUUCUGUUUGCUCACUUUGGAGGAUGGGUUGACCUGGCUGUGGCAGAGUCACUGCUGAGGGAGGAAGCUGAGCCUCCUGCCGGCCUGCUGUGGCUCUUGGUGUUCUAUUACAGCCCACAGGAUGGGAGUCAGCGGAGAGAGCAGAGCAUGGUGGAGCUGAAGGUAUUAAUCAACCAUCUCCUGAUGCUGCUCAGAAUCGGCCACCUCUCAGCUACUGAUCUGCAGGAAGCAGCUGAGAGUCCCAGUGGAGACCCUAGACCACCUGUAUGUGGACAGCUGGUCAGACGCCUUCUUCUUAGUCUCUUGCUCUGGACCCCAGAAGGCCAUGCAAUUGUCUGGGAAGCUGUCACCCAUGGUCUGACUUUUGAGAUCACAGGCCCAGGAUGCUGCCCCAGGGUAUGGAGAUCCACAAGGCCACAGCACAGACCCAGAGCCCACCUGUGCUGUACAGAGAUGGCCCACACAGAUGCUGUAAUCCAGGAGAUUAUUGGUUUUCUUGACCAGACCUUGUACAGAUCACAUCAUCUUUGUGUUGAAGCCUCAAGAAAACUGGCCCGAGAGCUCCUAAAGGAGCUGCAAGCCCAGGUCUAGCAGGUAGCACAGAACGUGGGCACCUGCGGUGAAGCUCCCUCAGUGGAUGAGAUGCUGUUUCUGAGGCAAGAACAAGUGAGAGUGGUUGAGCACAUUCGUGCCUUGGCCUGAUGGAGUGAUGUGUGCCGCCUCCCAUGCACUCUGUACUGCUUGGCCCCGGCGGUCCAUGAGUAUUAUGAAGGGAAGGGCCCAGACUGCCAGUCAUUGAUAAGAGCUAGCACUGGCUGGCGUGCUGGCUCUCUUUAUCCUUCCCUCUCUAGUGAAGGUGUGGGGAUGCCCAGUAGCAGGAGACAGGAGCCCUGCAGUGGAUGAGGUUGUACCUUACAGAUGAGCGCCUGCCUCACCAGUGAUUGUCGCUCAGUGAGGCCUUUGUUCCUCAGUGCAGAAAUGCUGCAAGGCACCCACUAUAGUGGAAGGAACAGAGGUGGCCAGAGAAGGGUCAUUCCUUCCUCCUCCCCUAAAGCCCCAAAAGGCAAAACACAUCUGCUUCCCGGGUGACCUAUGUCUAGUAAACAAGAUUUGGAAACUGA